Arvicola amphibius (Eurasian water vole) is the source of this 2641-nucleotide messenger RNA. RefSeq names its product protein phosphatase, Mg2+/Mn2+ dependent 1E (gene Ppm1e). The coding region runs from base 1 to 1938 and encodes 645 amino acids. Gene Ontology annotation, molecular function: protein serine/threonine phosphatase activity; cation binding. Gene Ontology annotation, biological process: protein dephosphorylation; negative regulation of protein kinase activity. Lineage: Eukaryota; Metazoa; Chordata; Mammalia; Rodentia; Cricetidae. The transcript has 7 exons. The record is from RefSeq and is a predicted model, not a curated record.
AUGACUGGCACCCAGUCUAGGCAGGCACCGCUAGGGCCACUGUGUUGUUCCUCUCAUAAAGCUUAUCCUUUAGCUGCCCUGCUUACCACCUGUCUACCUAGUUGGGAGAUCUACCACUGUCUGGCCAGCGCCCAGCAGGGUAACUGCCCUUCCUUUCUGGCUGCUGCUUUAGCCAGAGCCACAUCAGACGAAGUCCUCCAGAGUGACCUUUCUGCUCACUGCAUCCCAAAGGAGACGGAUGGCACAGAAGGGACUGUGGAAAUCGAGACAGUGAAACUGGCCCGUUCUGUCUUCAGAAAACUACACGAGAUUUGCUGCAGCUGGGUUAAGGACUUCCCUCUGCGCAGGAGGCCUCAGAUUUAUUAUGAAACGUCAAUCCAUGCCAUCAAAAACAUGCGAAGAAAAAUGGAGGACAAGCAUGUCUGCAUCCCUGACUUUAAUAUGCUCUUCAACCUGGAGGACCAGGAGGAACAAGCUUACUUUGCAGUGUUUGAUGGCCACGGGGGAGUGGACGCUGCCAUUUAUGCCUCCGUUCACCUACAUGUUAACUUAGUGCGCCAGGAGAUGUUCCCCCAUGAUCCUGCUGAGGCUCUCUGCCGGGCCUUCCGUGUCACGGAUGAGCGGUUUGUGCAGAAGGCAGCCAGGGAGAGCUUACGAUGUGGGACCACAGGAGUAGUGACUUUUAUCAGAGGCAACAUGCUCCACGUGGCAUGGGUGGGCGAUUCCCAGGUUAUGCUUGUAAGAAAGGGUCAAGCUGUGGAGCUCAUGAAGCCACACAAGCCAGACAGAGAGGAUGAAAAGCAGCGAAUUGAGGCCCUUGGAGGUUGUGUAGUUUGGUUUGGUGCCUGGAGGGUGAAUGGAAGUCUAUCAGUAUCCAGAGCCAUAGGAGAUGCUGAACAUAAGCCAUAUAUUUGUGGAGAUGCAGAUUCUGCCUCAACUGUUUUGGAUGGGACUGAAGACUACCUCAUUCUGGCCUGUGAUGGCUUCUAUGACACCGUGAACCCUGAUGAGGCAGUGAAGGUUGUGUCUGACCACUUGAAAGAGAAUAAUGGAGACAGCAGCAUGGUUGCCCACAAAUUAGUAGCAUCAGCUCGUGAUGCAGGGUCAAGUGAUAACAUCACUGUUAUUGUGGUAUUCCUGAGGGACAUGAACAAAGCUGUAAAUGUUAGUGAGGACUCAGAGUGGACAGACAACUCUUUUCAAGGAGGGCAAGAAGAUGGUGGGGAUGAUAAGGAGAAUCAUGGAGAGUGCAAACGCCCCUGGCCUCAGCACCAGUGCUCAGCACCAGCCGAUCUAGGCUAUGAGGGGCGUGUGGAUUCAUUCACUGAUAGAACUAGCCUGAGCCCAGGGCCCCAAAUCAACGUGCUGGAAGACCCAGACUACCUAGAUCUCACACAGAUAGAAGCAAGCAAACCUCACAGUACCCAGUUUUUGCCACCAGUUGAAAUGAUUGGUCCUGGUGCACCAAAGAAAGCAGAUCUUAAUGAGCUAAUAAUGGAGGAAAAAUCAGUCAAGUCAUCAUUGCCUGAACAGAGUGGUGCUGGAGAGUUUCUGGCUUCUUUUAAUUUGGGUUCAACAGGGCAACAGAUAUGCAGAAUGGAGAGCUUGUCUCCUGUCUGUUCUGGGUUGGAAAAUGAACAGUUCAAAUCCCUGGGGAAAACAGCGUCUAGAUUGUAUCAUUUACGCCACCACUACUCCAAAAGGCAGCGUGGAUUCAGGUUUAAUCCAAAGUUUUAUUCAUUUCUUGCUGCUCAAGAGCCUUCUCACAAAAUAGGCAUUAGCCUCUCCUCACUUACUCGAAGUGGGAAGAGAAACAAGAUGUUAAGAAGUUCUUUGCCAUGGAGGGAAAAUAGUUGGGAAGGAUAUAGCGGAAACAUGAAGAUUAGAAAGCGUAACGAUAUUCCAUGCCCAGACCUUCCCUGGAGCUAUAAAAUAUAAGAGUUUUCUUCAAUGUAGGUUAGCUAGAUCUCUCAAAACACAACUCUCAGAGUAGAAACAAGGUAGACAUUUCUAAAGUACAUGUGCUUCAUUAUGAAUCCAUUGAUGGCUCAAUCCUUAAAUGUACAUAUAUCUCUAGGAAACUCAAAAUAGUGUUUUCAAUCUUAAAAACAAAAGUAUUGGCGGUUUCACUAGCAAAACCAUACAGCUGGUCCCUGUGAUGUGUCUACGCCUACAUACAGCUCCCUCUCCACCAUCCCUUCAUGUCACUAGUGGAAGCUUGGAAGUUAUUCCAGUCAGGAUAUACGGUAUAGAGAUUGCAGGUAUCUGGUCUGAUGUGCCUAACUUAAAGGAAACAGUGCAGAAUUAGAUUGCUUGGGUGAGUGAAAGACUAAAAGCCACACGGGUCUUAACCGCUGAUAGUGAACCAGUACCAAAGUGUCAUCUUCUCAGACUUGAAGGCAGUAUGCAGUAAGAUAAUGUAUUCAUUUUUCAUAGAAAAUGAAAGGCAACUAUGAAUAUUUUUAAUUAAACUAUUUCACAGGGUUUUAGUUAUUUGAAAGUUUCAUAACCUGUUAUGGUGCUUUUGGUGGAGUUUUGUUACUCAUUUUAGGAGACCCCUGUCGGCUGGCUGCCACCUGUGAUGCUGCUCUUCACAGGGCCAUCUUCUCAGGAAUAAACGGGGUGAAGAGAUGAUGGCAGG